AAGUCAAUGGCCGCUUCCAUGGUUCUCUGUUUAUGUUCUAGUUCGCACACGGAAAUGCUCUUCGUAUGCUAACUUAUAGUGUUACUAGGCCGGCAGUUCAUUAGUGGCUUUGUGUGGGAAGUUCAGUGUAAAACGAGCCUUGACAAACAAGCUUUCGCCUCUCUAGCGAAUAAUUAACCCUCCUUUGCAAUGUAGUAGGCGUGUCAUAGCUCCGUCUCCAGCCCAGCUGGUUUGGGCACCCGUGUGAUUUCGGUGUCCCUCUGCCGAGUCCUUUUUUGCGGCAGUCAGAAAGAAUGGGCCGUCCUAGGGACAGGAUGUACUAUGACUGGCUAGUCUUGCCAGUAGCUCAAGAUGCACGAGAAAGAUGCACAAGCGUGCUCCAAAAAUUUCCCUGCGCCGCUGGUCGUGAUGUGGUUACAGCAGUGGUCCAUUCCCUUGCUGCCAACUUGGGCAUCAGUGGUGGCAACUGUGAACCGAGUACCCUGGUAUCAGAUGUUGAAGUCAACUGGUGUAUGGAGGUGAUAUGUUUUGGCCUGCAGCUGCCACUGUCUGAGCAUGAAGCCAUACGUGAUUGCGUCCAUGUGUACUGCGAGUGGCUGCAGGCCCUGACUCAGCCAAAGCCUUGCGUUCCCAAGCCUGUACAGGAUGAUGCAAAUCAAUACGUCCGGCGCAUGUUACGUCACCUCUACAACCUCUUUGUGCCACGUGAAGAUGGGCAAAAUUCGGACACAAUCAGUCGCCAAGCUGUUUUGUGCCAUAGAGUGCUGCGGCGACUUCAAGCUGUCGCGCAGGAGUCUGUAUGCAUUGAAAAAGCGACGUGGGAUGAAAUCCUUCUCUUUCUGCUGGCAAUCAGCGACACCUUGUUAGCACCUCCCUCUGGAAAAGACGACAUAGGCAGCCACCUGUGUGAGCGUAUUUUAACGGUGCUUUUCGAGGUGUGGUUGCUGUCCUGCCAACGUUGCUUUCCGUCUCCGAACUUGUGGAAAACCUUGCGUGAGCUUUGCUGUACUUGGCGGCACCGUGCCGCACUCGUUGUGCAAUGGAAUCGUGUCAACUUGCUUUUAACCGCUCGAAUGUUGAGGCUCAUGUACGGGCAUCACUAUCCAGAAGUUAAGAUGGAGGAUGAGCUGCACGUGCUACCGGCGGAGAUGUGCCAAGAAAAUGUGGCGCAGGCGUGGUACCGAUUCUUGCACGUGCUCGGAGAUCCCGUGGACCUGUGCCGCCCGGAAGUUAUCAGCCAGACUCCUGGCUUCUACAGCAUGCUAGAAAGAAAUGACACUAUCGUUGACCCCUUCCAGAACCCAUGCCUGGCUGUCUUGCCUCAGAUCUUUCACCGGGCCAUGGCGGGCAUUGCUAUGCUCGUCGAUGCAUUUCUUGGUAUCAGUCACACAGCGGCUGAAGAUGAGCAUCAAAAGCAACCAUCAUCUCAUUCAGCAUCUGCGUCCAGCGUCUCGUCCACUCCGUCAACUGCACCGACCACAACGCCUCCACAUCAGCGAAGAGGAACAAACAGGAUAACGGCCAUUCCAAAUUUCAAAGGCAUGACAAAGCCAGGCGUAUUUGCGAACAUUCGUUCGGGCGGCAGUACUUCAUCUUCGACAGCCCAACCUCAGCCCCAACACCCAUCGCUGGCAUCAACGCCCUCCACCCCGUUACCGCUGCCGCCGUUCUUGCGUUCCACUCCAUCGUUGUUACGUCCUCGAUGCAACUCGGUUCUUCAUCUCUAUGGGUCUUGGCUCUUCGAAGCUGUACUUGUUGGAUCUGACCUUGACGCGCACUGUGUCAGUCCAUCGUCUACUGCUCCAUCCGAGAGUGGUGACUCAGCACAUUCACGCACAAGUUCCCUGCUGGAGUCAACUAGUUCUGGGCCUCGUAGCACGGGCGGUGGAGGGUCCCUACCAGGGAUGCCAGACUCCAUCGAGAUUCCUCCGUGCUUGAAUGCGGAAAGCUUUGAAGCCGGCCAGGCAGAAGCAGCGGGAGCACUCUGUCGCCUCUUCUGUUCGAAACGCACGGGCGAGGAGAUACUUCCUGUCUACUUUGCCCGAUUUUACCUGUCACUGCGCCAUGUGUUGUGCAACAUUGAGACAAAAAGCCAGGUUGUGGCUAGCAUCCUACUCAACUCGUGUGACCUUUUUCGUCAAGACCUGGAAGGAGUGAAUGUCCUCUUACCGCUCUUCUUUCAUGCCCUUGAAUCUGUCUUCUCACCUGAUAAAGAAUCUAAGAUAAGGUCUGUUCCGAACGUCUCCCAAGUGGAUCUUCGAUGUGCCGCAACUCAUCAUCUUCUGUCCAUGCUCUCGUUGCCUCUGCACUAUGGCAAUCUGCAGUUCAAAGAUUUCGGAACUGGCCAGUCCGUGACGUUUCAGACAUUGCGUCCCAGACUCAUGAACCUGCUCAUUGGCGCCCUGCAGAAUGAGUCCGACUCCACCAACACUCAAAUGUUAUUAGGGGGUCUACUGUUCUGUGUCCAAGAUGCAACAGCUUAUGAGGAAGCAAAUCAGGUGACUCAGCCUUCUACCCAAGAAAACUGUCCCCCCAAUAUGACAUACUCCAACCUUCUGUGCUCAGACGAGGAGCUCCCAAGUUCCUACAGAGCAAAAUCGCAUAGUUUGACACCUGAGCUGGAGCAAGAUUCAUUUCCAGAGGAAAAUCUUGAUUCUGCAAGCGCGCUAUUUGUGCGGGCUAUCUAUUUGAUUUGUCACCGUCUCAUCUCGUCAUGGAAGAGUGACACUCACGUGUCUCUAGCUGCUUUGGAGGUGCUCUCUGGUCUGGCUAAGGUGCACAGAAAUCAGCAAGAUGCGCCGGAGUGCCGCCGUGCCGUGAAGUGGAUCUGUGACUUCAUCGUGUUUCAGUGCCAGCGACCUCCGCCUGCACAUUCGCGUGACUUGCACUCGACCAUUGUUGCCGCUUUCCAGUGCUUGACGGCGUGGCUUGUGGAACACCCGCUUCUCCUUCAGGACAACGAAUGUGUCAACUAUGUCCUCGAGGUGGUCGAACUCGGAAUAUCGGGGUCCAAGUCCCAGCCCAAGAUCUCAGAUACACCUUUGAUGAAAGCAGAAAAAGAACUGAAGCCAUCGUCACUUCGUGUUGGGGAUGCGGCUGAAGCCUUGUUGUCGUGCAUGAUGGAUCAUGUGGGUUACUUUCCAAACCGUGCUGGUCCUGAAGCUCUGUCAUCGUUGCUUAAUGAAGAGAUGCUCCUCAAGUACAGCAAUGCAGAUACGAAGUCGUCAACACCAGAGUCCGCUGGAAAGCACUUCCGCUACUUUAUCGCGCAGAACUCCGCCAUUGUGGCAAUUUUAGAGCAGAACCUCGGGAACGACCAAGGGGCGCUGCCUACGGUAACGCUGCUCGUGAGGGUUCCAUUCGGACGUCAUGCCUGGACGAUGCAGCUGAGACAUCUGCCACGACACAAGUCUGAAGCACACUGUGUCAUCUCAAAUCCUGGACGUCCAUCCCCAUGCUAUGACCAACACGUUCGCAGUCACCCGCCUCCGAGCUACUUUCCUGAGAGCAUCGAGGACAUUCCUGUCUGUAAGAUUGACAAAAGCAUCCCAGAUUUGUCAUCAACUGCACUGACCAAGGAGCAAGCUCAAAUACUUGGAUUCAUUGACCAACAGUCCAAAAUGGAGAAGAGUGUGUGCCGCCAAUGGGAAGAUGCAAUGCGGUCCCAAGAGUUUCCCAACCCAGAGACGGACUUCAAGGCACCGAGUAUCUGUCAAGAGGUCCAGACUGCACGUCUCUUCCUCUCACAUUUAGGGUUUCUGUGGGAUGACUUUGGCACGAAUCACACAAAUGGCUAUCCACUGAUGGCACUGGACAAUUCCCAAGAAGGCUACUAUGCAGCUCUGGAAGCAUUGGACAACAUUCCAUCACGAACGAAUGACACAAUGUUUGUGUUCUACGUCAAAGAUGGACAGACAUCUGCUAAUGACAUACUCGGCAACGUUACAAGCAGCAAAAAUGUACAUCCACAGUUCUUGGAAUUUCUGCGAUCUCUCGGGUGGCCAGUUGAUGUAGGGAUGCACACGGGUUGGACCGGGAAUCCGGCAACGUCUUGGAAAGUAACGAGCGGGGACUUCAAUAUUGCUGAUCUGCCAUCAGAUCAUGGUGGAAGCCUCUACAGUGGUCACAACCAAGUUCUUUACUGGUCUGACGUCAUGUCAGAACUUGUUGUGAUUGUGCCGUCUCCGAAAAACAUUCCCAAAGAGGACAACGCUGAACUGAUGCCACGGCCGAAAGCUGAAAGUUGUUCGGAAAGGCCAGUGAGCAGCAUGGAGGAAGCAACACAGGAGUCGAGCCUAGAGAAGUCACGAGCAAUGUCCUUCAACUAUGACUUAGUCGAGGGACCACCAGCCAACAGACCACCGCGUUCCCGGCAAUCACGAGCCCUAACCCACUUCUUGGGUGACCUCAAAGUCCUUGUCGUGUGGUUGGAGAGCUUUGAGGAUCACAUUACGUUCCCUCUCGGUGACCUUUUGCCAGCUACUAACGUUGGACAUGACUCAUCAACGUCAAGUUCUCAUUCGACAAGGGACCUGUUCAUCAUCUUUGUGCAUGCCCUGCAGAGCGGACUGUUCAGAAUCAAGAUCCAGGGACGAGGGAGCAAAACGUCACAAGCCCUCCCUCUCAUUGAUGGGAUGGUAGUGAGCCGCAGAGUGCUUGGCGUGCUUGUCCGCCAGACAGCGCUGAGUGUGUGCCGAAGACGACGCCUCGAAGCAGAAAUGUGCCCUCCACCACACGCUCGUCGACGCACAAAGAUCCAGGACAUCGGAAAAAAGUUUCAGCUCCAGCAGACUCAGCCGCAGCUUCAUGAGGCCUUGUUUAGAAGCACGUGUUGAAUGAAGGAAUGGAAAAAAGUGUACUAUAGUUGGAAGCCAGCUACGUUUUGCAUGACAUAGCAUCCGAUCUAUUUAUUUACCAAUGCCUUGGCGACUUCUUAAUUCAGAACCUCAGUCGAAAGUGCCAUGUUUGUUUGCUGGAAUCACUCCUUGUGGAAGUUGUGACAUUAAAGGAGCAAGGAAAUGGCA
This is a messenger RNA of Ornithodoros turicata, 5024 nucleotides long. RefSeq names its product ral GTPase-activating protein subunit beta-like. The transcript is spliced from 29 exons. Lineage: Eukaryota; Metazoa; Arthropoda; Arachnida; Ixodida; Argasidae. Gene Ontology annotation, biological process: regulation of small GTPase mediated signal transduction; activation of GTPase activity. Gene Ontology annotation, molecular function: GTPase activator activity. Bases 294 to 4835 code for a protein of 1513 amino acids. The record is from RefSeq and is a predicted model, not a curated record.